Messenger RNA from Astyanax mexicanus (Mexican tetra), 1298 nucleotides. It is a transcript of the gene elp4, whose product is annotated as elongator acetyltransferase complex subunit 4. The record is from RefSeq and is a predicted model, not a curated record. NCBI's taxonomy places the organism in Eukaryota, Metazoa, Chordata, Actinopteri, Characiformes, Acestrorhamphidae. Gene Ontology annotation, biological process: tRNA wobble uridine modification. The transcript has 10 exons. Gene Ontology annotation, cellular component: cytoplasm; elongator holoenzyme complex; transcription elongation factor complex. Bases 25 to 1173 code for a protein of 382 amino acids.
CGCAGAUGAUGUGCGUGCAGUGUGAUGGCGGCGCCCGUGCAGAACACACCGUGCAGCAGUUUCCGAAGGAGCGGCGGCCGCGCGCAGAUCCGCGGGACCCGCAACACUGGCCGCGCGCUGCUCACCACCUCCAGCGGAGCGCCGGGACUGGACCGCGCGCUGGGUGGCGGUUUAGUGGUUGGGAGUCUUCUUCUAAUAGAAGAAGAUCAGAAUGAUAGUUACUCCAGGCUGCUGCUGCAGUAUUUCUUGGCUGAGGGCGUGGUCAGUGGACAUCAGCUCUACCUAACGUCUGCCCGAGAUGACCCGGAUGACAUGAUACAGGAUCUCCCCUGUCCGAUUCUAGAUGAUGUUGGUUUGAGUUCGUCUUCCUCCGCCCCUCCUGCAGACACACAGACUCUGGACACAAUGAAAAUUGCCUGGCGCUACCAGAAUCUUCCACAGACUGAACUGGCCUCCUCUUCUCGGUUCGGACACUGCUAUGACCUCUCUAAAAGGAUGGACACUCGGAUGCUUCAAGCCGUUCAGCGGCACACCUUUUACCCCCCACAGGAAAAAACAGAUGAACAGACCAGCUCUUUGGGGCCGUAUGCUGGUUUGCUAAAGUCCAUCCAGACAGUCAUCCAUCGGGAAGGUUUUGAUGGUUCUGGUUCAGAGGGGAAAGUGCGGAAUGUGUUACGGUUGGGUCUUCACUCUUUAGGCUCCGCCCUCUGGGGAGAUGAUGUGUGCUUUAGUGAAAGUCCCGCCAGUGGCCACGCCCUCACCACGUUCUUAUAUGCCCUCCGGGCCCUGCUGCGCUCCUCCCUCUCGGUUGCUAUGGUGACUGUACCUGCUCACCUUAUACAGAAUAAGGCAGUAUUGGGUCGUGUGGUGAAGCUGAGUGAUGCAGCCGUUGCUCUGGAGUCGUUUAGCAGCUCAGAGAGACAAACCAACCCACUCUACAGUGAUUACCAUGGUCUUCUGCACAUUCGGCAGGUUCCUCACCUGAACUGUUUGAUGUGUGAAGCUCCCGACAACAAAGAUCUGGCAUUUAAACUCCGCAGGAAGCAGUUCAGUAUAGAGAAGCUGCAUUUGCCUCCUGAUUUGUCUGAGACGGUCAGCAGGGUCAGUAAAGCUAAAGGGGAAUCUCCAGCCUGUGGCUCCGCCCCCACCGGACACACACCCCUUGAUUUCUAGGUCAUACCUCAGGGUGUUUAAACACACCCAUAAACCCCACACCUCAUACACCUCUCAUACAAUAAGAUACAUCUCCUUUCUGUUUCAGUUUGAUUUAGUAAAUAAAUACUAUAUAUUUAAUGAAA